CGCGGUGAAUCCCACGAUGGUUUCUAAGGUGCCUCUCUUGAGCAGUGCAGAACUCGCGCAUUCGGGGAUUUACUCAGGAGCUAUGCCUACCACACACUUGUUACGAUCGAGUUUGUAGCACCGCGGAGCUAUAAAGCUACCGAUCGUUCGUCACUCGAUCAUCAGUAGCUGCUUCGCUGUCGCUCCACGAUUACGUUCUUCGCUCGAAUAAUCCACUCAAAGCUCAAAAUGCGUUCUCUCAGUUUGGCUUGCUUGGUUGCUCUCUGCCUUUGCGCAGUCUUCGCUUCCGGAAGUGCAUUCCCUGAAGAGCUGUCCGACGAUGUCCGCUCGGUGGCAAACUCUCUGUUUGAUGAACUGCCGGAGGAAUCGUACCAGGCUGCCGUGGAGAACUACCGGCUCAAACGGGCCACCUGUGACCUGUUGAGUGGAUUCGGUGUUGGGGAUAGUGCCUGUGCGGCUCACUGCAUUGCCCGGCGCAAUCGGGGAGGCUAUUGCAACGCGAAAAAGGUUUGCGUUUGCCGAAAUUAGAUAUUUUGGAGUAGAAUCUCUUUUUAAGGUUGUAAAUAUGUUUUAAGUGUUGGUUCGUAAACAUAGUAUGAUUCGAAUAAAUCUUAAUUUUGUAUGAUACAAUAAAUCAAUUUAGACUGUUUCUA
Messenger RNA from Aedes albopictus (Asian tiger mosquito), 653 nucleotides. RefSeq names its product defensin-C. NCBI's taxonomy places the organism in Eukaryota, Metazoa, Arthropoda, Insecta, Diptera, Culicidae. The record is from RefSeq and is a predicted model, not a curated record. The coding region runs from base 229 to 528 and encodes 99 amino acids. Gene Ontology annotation, biological process: humoral immune response; defense response to bacterium. The transcript has 2 exons.